AGCCACACCCUUACCUGUGUGCUGUCUGCACCUAGUUUUCUUUAUACACACAGAGAGACUGCAGAGGCAGGCAACAGGGUUUCAAUAGUGGGGCAAUGGUCAGAAAGAAAUUGUUUUAGUCCUUCUGCACAAAUUUCUCACUGAGAAUGACAGAACAGGAAUCAUGAUCAACACAGGACCAGAAGAAGGAGAUAGAGAAGGGGGAGGAGGCGACAACACAGACAAUACCUGCGAAAACGAGAAGAGCCAGAGUUGGAUCCCCAAAACCAUCAAGAAAAGAGUGUGCAGCACCUUUGUAGAAGAUUCUGUCAGUAAUGGUGCAUUGUGUCAGUGUGGGGCUGCGAGAAAUGACCAUGCCUCUGUGGCUCUUGGAGACUAUUUCAGCACUGCAAUUGUGAACCACUGGGAAAGCGUGCAGCACUCCUCUGAACAACCAACUGAUGCAUUUGGAGAGGUGCAAUUUGCAGGAGCCAGCAAGAGGACCAGCUAUUUCCUGCGCCUGUCAUGGAGCACUGAGCCUUCUUUGGUGUACAACAUAUUGACAACCCAUUGGGGUCUUCCUGCACCCAACCUGGUUGUUUCUGUUGUGGGUGGAAAUAGCAGGACACAGAUAAAGACCUGGGUACGGGAGAUCCUCAGACAGGGACUGGUGAAAGCGUCACAAAGCACAGGUGCAUGGAUAUUAACUACAGGUCUGCGCGAAAGGCUUGGUCGGUGUGUUGGACAGGCAGUGAGAGAUCAUGCAGCUGCGGCAUCUUCGGUCUCUCUCAACAAGGUGGUAGCGUUGGGGAUUGCUCCGUGGGGCGUAGUGGAAAAACGAGAGCAGCUGGUCAACCCUCAGGGAAGCUUUCCUGUAAGGUACUAUGUCCAAAACAUAUCACGGGAGUCCUGCUCACUGGACAACAACUACCAGGCCUUCCUGCUGGUGGAUGAUGGGAGUGUGGGUCGCAGAGGAGGAGAGAUGGGUUUCAGAGCCAGACUGGAGGAAUACAUUUCCCACCAGCGCACAGGCAUAUUAGGAAGUGGCAGCAUUGACAUCCCUGUUGUUUGUAUGCUGAUAUCAGGGGAUGCAGACAUGCUAAAGAGAAUGGAUCUCUCUCUGAAAAACUCCAUCCCCUGGCUGGUUCUGGCUGGCUCAGGGGGCUUGGCUGAUUUCCUGAGUGAUGUCUUGGAGAACCUGUCUUCAACUCCAGCUGUGCCGUCCUCUGGUGAAGGCAACAGUGAGGCGGGUCCCAGCGUGGAUCUUAAAGACAGAGUGGCAGAACGGUUUAAGAAGCAUUUUCCUUCAGAAAUACAAACUGACAAACUAGUUGAACAGGCUUUUAGCAUUUACCAGAAUAGAGGUUUGAUUAUGGUCUACCACGGAGAGCACGAGAGUCCAAAUGACUUUGACACUGUCCUGCUUAAAACACUUGUGGGAGCAAGUAAGCAGCGCGCAUUAGUUGAGGCCAACCCUUAUAGUGAUGAGCUGAAGUUAGCAGUAACGUGGAACAGGGUUGACAUUGCCAAGAGUGAACUGUUCAAUGGUGACAUCCAGUGGAAGUACGAAGAUUUGGAAGACUCAAUGACAGAUGCGCUGAUCAAUGACAAACCCCAGUUUGUUCGGCUUUUCGCUGAGAAUGGUUUGAACAUUGUGGACUACUUAAACUAUGGCAGGCUGGAAAGCCUCUAUCGCUCUGCACCAGAUGGGACCUUGCUCUAUCAGCUACUACAGCACUGCCUAGAGGAACGGCUGGGAAAUAUGGCAUCUGCACAACCAUCAUCAGAACAACAGGGUCUUUCCUCAAAGGUGGUGGCAGAUAACAAUGAGAGCAGACCAAGGAGGAAGUUUACCCUUUUUGAGGUGUCAGGGGUGCUGAAACACUUAAUGGGUGAUGCCUGCCAGCCUUUCUACUAUAAAGCUUUAGGCUUACAGUCAUCUUCAUUCAAAAGGACAGCCAUGAAGCGUGCCACUAAGAUUCUGCAUGGAGGUUCCAAAUAUCACCAGCAGCGCUGCCCCCAUCCCUGGGCUUCACUCUUCCUCUGGGCUGUACUGCAGAACCGCAGUGAGAUGGCCCUUUUCUUCUGGGAGAUGGCAGGUGAGGCAGUCCUGAGUGCUCUUGGUGGCUGUAAGAUACUCAGAGAACUGUCCAAACGGGAGGAUGAGACUGAAACCAAACUUUCCAUGAAAGAACUGGCGCAGAAGUUUGAGAACCUGGCUCAUGAUAUUUUCAGCUCUUGCUAUCGGAGUGAUGAAAACCGUUCUUUCAGCCUGCUGAUUAGAAAGUCUCAUUUCUGGGGUCACAGCACCUGUCUUCAGAUGGGUGUGAGCGCUGAUGCUCGGCUUUUCUUCAGUAAUGAUGGCGUACAGUCUCUGCUGUCCCAGAUCUGGUGGGGUGAUAUGAAGAGGAACACAGAGAUUUGGAAGCUUCUGCUCGCAUUCUUCUGCCCCAUCCUCUGCUACACCAACCUCAUCUCUUUCAGGAAUCAAUACGAUCAGCAAGAGGAGGAGAGGAUGCUUUUUGAGGAUGAGCUGGAUCAGGACAAUGACAGUCUUUAUGGGACCACUGUCUUCUCUUUCACUGACAUCAAGCAGCAUGAAGUUGACUCAGAAGGUCAAAAGAGUGAUGCCAUUAAAGGCGUACCCCAACGACCACCACAAAGUCCAUUCAUAGUGUCACGCUGGCGUCAGUUCUGGUAUGCACCGGUCACCUCAUUUCUGGGCAACGUCCUGAUGUACUUCCUGUUUCUCUUGCUUUUCGCCUACGUGCUGUUGGUGGAUUUCAAGCCCCCACCCCCCUCAGGUCCAGCUGCCACUGAGUGUGUGUUGUACUUCUGGGUAUUCACGCUCGUUUGUGAGGAGAUCCGACAGACACUUUUUUUGGGGACGACCUGGACUCAAAGUUUCAGACUCUACAUUCAGGAUGUGUGGAAUAAAUGUGAUCUCACUGCCAUCAGCCUGUUCAUUGUCGGACUGAUUUGCAGGAUGUUUCACCGGUCACAUGAAUUUGGCCGAGAUGUCCUUUGUUUGGACUACAUGGUCUUCACCAUUCGCCUCAUUCACAUUUUUGCCAUUCACAAGCAGUUGGGACCAAAACUUAUCAUUGUAGGAAAUAUGAUGAAGGAUGUCUUCUUCUUCCUCUUCUUCCUGGGUGUGUGGGUCUUGGCGUACGGAGUUGCCAAUCAGGCUCUGAUCUACACCUACGACCCAAACCCGAAUCGCAUUUUUCUGAGAGUUUUCUACAUGCCAUACUUGCACAUCUUUGGAUACGGCUCUUCCAUCGAGGAAGAGAUGGAUGUGGGCCGGGAACUAAACUGCACAGACAAUGUGACUUUGAUUGAGAGCGGUGAAGAGCCGUGUAAAAAUCAGGAGAGUAACUGGCUUGUAGUGAUUCUGCUAGUCGUAUAUCUCCUGGUCACCAACAUCCUGCUCAUCAACCUAGUCAUUGCCAUGUUUAGCUACACUUUCUCUGAAGUGCAGGAACACAGUGACACCUACUGGAAGUUCCAGCGUUACAACCUGAUUGUCGAGUACCACUCCCGUCCUUCUUUGGCUCCUCCUUUCAUUAUCCUCUCACACAUCAAAGUCUUUAUCAAGAGGAUCAUCCACAAAGUGCCCUCUGUAAAGAUCCACCACUUUGUGUUAGACUUGGAACCAAAGGCAGCUAACAGAUUAUCAACGUGGGAAACGAUUCAGAAGGAAGACUUCCUGACUGCUCGAAACAAGAUCCAGAAAAGCAGCGACUCAGAAAGACUCAAACGGAUGUCUGCCAAGGUAGAUGAUGUGCUUAAACGUCUGACUGAAAGCAAAGAGUUUGAACACAGACUACAGGCUCAGAUGGAGCAUUACUCAACUGUCCUCAACUGGGUUGUGGAUACUUUAGCACAAGGAAGUACAGUCAAACCUCCUCGUCCCCCACCUGCAUUACGAGAUUCCCUCCCAUCGUCUUCCAAAUCAACUGGAUUUCAGCCUUAAAUAAAAGAGGUUCCUUUCAAUUCACUUCACUUUAGGAGGCAAAAAAAAGGAAAGAGGCACGUUCUCAUUUGACAGCUUCCACCACCACGAUCCUCCCUCAACUGUUACAUUAGAAUAUAAACAUGGAUACAGUGCCAGAUACUGCAAUAUAUUAAUAUAUGAUAUACUACUAUAUAUGUAGUAUAUCAUAAAUAUAUUGCAGUAAGUAGGCAGAUAACAUGACAUCUUCAUUGCUUUCGUUUUGAAAGCGCUUACUAAAUCUUUUACAUUGUAGUCGGAUUUUCUGUGAUGUUGUCUAUCAGGGGUUAUAUUAAGCGCACAUUAAUACUUUCUUUUGUUCCGUUACACUGCAAAUAUGGGCCGUAUUUUUGUCUGCAUUAUUGUUUUCUAUUUAAUCAAGUUUUUAUGCAGUAUAAUACAUUUAUUUUUAGUAUGAGAACAAAAGAAUUUGUUGCUGAGAGUUUGGUUAAAAAAGCAUGCCACAACUCAUGUGGUAUGUCUUUUGGACAAAUGAGACCAAAGUAUUGAUAUUUUGAUUAUUUAAAUAAUUUCAGAGAUUUAUUUUAUUAGAUCAUUAUCUAGUUAUUAUGUUGUUGUAGAGAAAUUCUUAGAAGUGAAAGAUGUGUGCCUGUUUCACGUGACUGCACUAUACAAAAAAGGUUCCUUCUCUUGUCUAAUUCUUGGCACAAAAUCAAAGUGCAGAGUGAGCAAACACAUUCCAGACAGUGUCAGGCCUGUCUGGUUACGUAACUUGUAACACCAGCCCUACAAGUUAUGUAAGAAAAGAAACCAAGGGUAAAAUGUAGGUUUCUUUCGAAUUCACGUUUUAUGCAGAUGACACAAUUAUCUAUUGUUCGUCUACUCGAUUAGUACAAACACUUGAAUUCCUUUAGGCAGUCUUAGAUGUUGUUCAGUCUCAUUAAACUUACUUUGUUUCAUUUUCCCUUUCCUUCCCUUUUUGCAUAACUGUGAUCUGCUCUUUUAAAACCUACCAGGGCAGCACCUAAAGAGGCUGUAUACUGUUUGUUAUUGUGCUUUAUGUUUUAUCACUAGUUGCGAAAAUUAUGUACAUCACUGUUCUCUGUAUGCUGCUGCUAAGUGGCCAUUUCUGAAUAUCCCCUUCUCUGUAUAUAAUUGUUUUUUAAUCUAGAAAUGUCUGGUCGAGGGCACCAGUUUAGGUCACCGAGAUGAGCAGGUGACCAUAUGCCAUAUGGCUGAAAGCACCUGGGCUGGGAUCAAAUCUGACCUGCAGCGCUUUGCCACGUCUUCCCCUUACUCUGCUUUCCUGUAACUCUUCACUGCACCUAUCUAAUAAAGCCAGAAAAAAGCCAUGUGUCUGUAUAUGUAAAAACCACAACCAGUCUACGCUUUCACAAUAUUAUACAAAUGUUUGUCUCCAGGGUCAGAAUGGAGUUGUGAAAAGACAUUUUAAAAUAUCCUGUCCCCUUUGUGCUGCAAUAAUCUACAUAAGAAGUUCAGACUGUCACAACUGAUUAUCAGACUCGUGAUGGGGGAGUUUAAGUCCAUUUUAAAAAAUGUGUGAGAAGUGUGAGCUCUUUGGGCCAGUUUGACUGCUUUUAAUACCACUCUUGUAAUAAUGUUUGCUUUUUUGUGUUCACCUGUCUGGACUGGACUGCAUUAGCUUUUUCUUUGUGCAUUUGCUGAAACUUCUGCUCUGCUCUUUGCCAGGUAUGUCUUUAAAAACAGAUUAAAUCUCAGUGAGACUUGAAUGAAUAAAGAAUAAUAAUAAAAAAAUA
Oreochromis aureus is the source of this 5712-nucleotide messenger RNA. RefSeq names its product transient receptor potential cation channel subfamily M member 4-like. Gene Ontology annotation, cellular component: membrane. The transcript has 28 exons. The record is from RefSeq and is a predicted model, not a curated record. Gene Ontology annotation, molecular function: ligand-gated calcium channel activity; calcium-activated cation channel activity. NCBI's taxonomy places the organism in Eukaryota, Metazoa, Chordata, Actinopteri, Cichliformes, Cichlidae. The coding region runs from base 164 to 3955 and encodes 1263 amino acids. Gene Ontology annotation, biological process: calcium ion transmembrane transport.